Drosophila simulans is the source of this 2973-nucleotide messenger RNA. RefSeq names its product ubiquitin-conjugating enzyme E2-17 kDa (gene Ubc6). Gene Ontology annotation, biological process: proteasome-mediated ubiquitin-dependent protein catabolic process; DNA repair; protein polyubiquitination. Gene Ontology annotation, molecular function: ubiquitin conjugating enzyme activity. NCBI's taxonomy places the organism in Eukaryota, Metazoa, Arthropoda, Insecta, Diptera, Drosophilidae. Gene Ontology annotation, cellular component: HULC complex. Bases 196 to 651 code for a protein of 151 amino acids. The transcript has 3 exons. The record is from RefSeq and is a predicted model, not a curated record.
GUGCUCCAGCUCUACGCGAUAGUAUCGGGGAAACAUCGGUUUUCGUUCCAGCUCUAUACCACUGCUGCCCGAGUUUGCCCUCAAUUAAAAAUAAAUUACAAAAUUUCAUCGUUACCGUUCGCUAAACGCAACGCAUUGCCCAGGCGUCCGAGUUCCAAAUCCAACACAACACGAGUGGUAAUAUCGCUGUGAAACAUGUCAACACCCGCACGCAGACGUCUUAUGAGAGAUUUUAAAAGACUUCAAGAGGAUCCACCUACGGGUGUCUCGGGUGCGCCAACAGAUAAUAAUAUUAUGAUAUGGAAUGCUGUGAUUUUUGGUCCACACGACACACCCUUCGAAGACGGAACCUUUAAGUUAACCAUAGAAUUUACGGAAGAGUAUCCAAACAAACCGCCAACGGUUCGAUUCGUAUCGAAAGUAUUUCAUCCCAAUGUGUACGCAGAUGGUGGAAUAUGCUUGGACAUAUUGCAGAAUCGCUGGAGUCCCACGUACGAUGUGUCAGCCAUAUUAACAUCUAUACAGUCACUGCUGAGCGAUCCCAAUCCCAACUCACCGGCUAACUCCACCGCCGCCCAGCUGUAUAAAGAAAAUCGGCGCGAGUACGAGAAGCGUGUGAAAGCCUGCGUCGAGCAGAGUUUCAUCGAUUAGCCAUGCGCCCACUUUAGGAACAGCAGCAGCAUCAGAAGCAGGAGCCACAAAACGAGCGGCAGCAGUUUUGAGGGCGGCCGCAGCUUAAAGCAUCAGCAAACUACAGUAACAGAAAUAUGCAAUACCAUAAAGAAGUUUAAAUUAAAUAAUAACAGAAAUAUUUAUGAUAAUUGUAAUGCUAUGAAAUUGUAACACCGCCAACGGCACGGCACAGCAGCAUAUAUACACCCUGCGCACACAAUUCGCAACCCGUAAAUACUGGGCAGUUUUAAGUUCUAUUUGUUUGGCCAAUAGUUAUACCUUGUCCCUAUCCCGAUCACCCGAUCCCGAAGGCAGACGCAAUUCACUUAAAAAAAUUAGGAAGUCCUCUAUGACUGCCGACGCUAGUUGCGCCGGCAGCCAGAAAUAGGACUCUUAUAAGCUAAAAACUCAAAUGUUCUAAUUUAAAAAGCAGCGGCAAUAAUGUUUAAUAAUAAAACAAAAAUUAUAACAACCAUUUCAAGUUUCAUUUUAGAUGCGCGCAAACCCAGUCCUGUAAAACUAAACUCAACCAAAGCCUAAACAGAAAUUAAUAUUUGUAGUAGUUCGUGUCUCAGCAAACACGUACACAAGAAACAUACAUUUUGAAUCCGCUUGAAAACCUAGUAAACAAUUGUCCAGUGUCGUCAUCUAUGUCAACUAUAUGUAUCUACCAAGCCCCAACAUAAACAUACACAUGCUACCUAGAUCGAAUCAUAAGUUUAUUGGCUACAAAUUGUGAAAUUACUAGAAAUUGAGAAUUAAAUGUUAGUUUUUAGGAAUGUAAACCAAUCCACACGGUGACAUGGUACAAGUCUCCAAGUUGGGAACGAUCAGGCAAUAUAAAUGCAUGUAUGACUCUGCAGCUUCCAGUGACCAAUGUAUGUAUGUAUUUUGUCCGAUAAUUUCGCUUUACUUUUACCAAAGACACUAGUUAUUCUAGUGUCUUUGCUUUUACCCUAUCUCUAAGAUCUUAUCCUUGGCCUCAUUCAAGUUACACCCUAAUUUGGUCAGUUAUGAUGGCCCAAGAAGGGAUAUGAGCGGGGUCUUUUUUCAGUGUAAAGUUGGAUGAAAACACCUCAUAACUGCCAUUUGCCACGCUAUGUACUCUCUAGGUUCCACUGUGUCUUGGCUGCGGCAAUUGAUUUAGUUAGUUCUUAAGCGUUUACAAUCGACUCUUAAUCUUGUUUUCUGUUGAAUGCGAAUUGCUGUUCCUUUUGCUAUAAACCCUCCACUUUUUGGCACUUUGUGUUGGAUGGAUUGCGGAGAUGAUGAUGCUCUGAGCAUCAUGUUAACCUUAUAUAUGAAAAAAUUACCAUAUAGCAGCAUAUUGUUUUAUUAACUAUGAACCAACUAAAGCAGAGGAGACAGUAAUCCCAAUUCAGUUCACAGUAAUAGUAAAUCAAAGGAUGAGGAUUAGCAACCCAUUCAGACAAUGUGGAAAUUCAAAUUACCUUACUGUAAUUAACAUUAUUAUUAUUAAUAAAGUUUAAGAUUUCAAAUAUCAAUAAAUGAAAGUAACACGAGAACACCUUGUUUAAAUUAAAUUUUAAGGGUAUUAUUUCAUACUCUCUUGUAAAGUUGGAUCUAGCAAGUAAUUAGGAGGAAAGCGACAGUGCUGCCAAGAAAAUGUCAACUAUAGUGUGCUCCUGAUAAGUAAAAACCAAUUAAAAAGAAGCAAUACCACUUCCUCGACUAUAAGAUACCCGUUACUCAGGUAGUGCGAGUGCAAGGGGAGAUCUUAAACUUCUUCCGAAAAAUAAGAAAGCAAAAUCAAAUCAAACCGUUAUUUAAAUUGUGUGCGGCUUAAAUUCCACUGAAUAGGCUGUUCGGAGCGAUUCUCCAAGUCAAUGCAUUAUGAUAAUACAAAGCGAAGAAUACUGUGUAAAAAUAAAUCAAUAUAAUUAGAACAGACUCAAAAUCAAAUUUUAUAUAAGAUUUGGUGAACAAGCACGUUUUCAACGUUAGCGUACAGGACCAAGAUAUUCAUUUCAGCGAAUUGAUUUUAGUCGUUUUUUUAGAAUUCCUCUGACUCCAGUGUAUUUCAGUUCAGUGAUUCAGUGAGUUUUUGUUCAUAUCCACAAUAAUUCCCAACUAGUUCUAGUUGCACCCUCAUGGAAACCCCUAUGCUGAGAUGAGCAAAGCAUACUUACCUGGCGUAGAGGUUAACCGUGAUCACGAAGGCGGUUCCUCCGGAGUGAGGCUUGGCCAUUGCACCUCGGCUGAGUUGACCUCUGCGAUUAUUCCUAAUGUGAAUAACUCGUGCGUGUAAUUUUUGUUAGCCGGGAAUGGCGUUCGCGCCGU